Molecule: messenger RNA, 594 nt
Organism: Brassica rapa (field mustard)
Lineage: Eukaryota; Viridiplantae; Streptophyta; Magnoliopsida; Brassicales; Brassicaceae
Source: RefSeq, a predicted model, not a curated record
AUGGAGAUCGAUCCACCAGCUCGUCCAGUUAGGAGAGUGUAUUACUUGAGCCUUCUAGCUCACAUCUCCAAGCUGGGUACGAAGCAGUUUGCUGAGGAGUACAGGAAGGACAUUGCGGUUCACUUCCUGGAAGGUGAUGCACAUAACUGGUUGUUUGCUCUGGACAAACGCACCAAUGGGACAAUUGAGCGGUUCUCAGACUUCGACGUGGAGUUCAACCACAAAUACUUCCCGGCUGAAGCUUGGGACCGUCUGGAGUCUCAGUUCCUAGACAUGACUCAAGGACGCAUGACAGUACGUGAGUACAAAGAGAAGUUCAACCGGCUAAACGAUAUGUGGAUAGUGUCUGAACUGGUGGACCGCAUGGCUAUGGUGGAGACUAACUUGGCCGAAGAGGCCAAACUGAAAUCUAGGGGCCACACGGCUUCUAGUGGAUCCAGAAGCGACCGGAAGGGAAAGAGAGACACGGCCGAAGGGGGAAAGGCCUCAAGUGAUAGGCCGGAGUGUCCUUCAUGCGGAAGGCAUCACGGUGGAGAGUGUUGGAAGGCAAAGGGGGCUUGCACCCAUUGUGGCAAGAUGGGGCACUUUGCUUGA